This is a messenger RNA of Gadus chalcogrammus (walleye pollock), 1867 nucleotides long. RefSeq names its product zinc finger, AN1-type domain 2A (gene zfand2a). Gene Ontology annotation, cellular component: cytoplasm; endoplasmic reticulum. The record is from RefSeq and is a predicted model, not a curated record. The coding region runs from base 237 to 1073 and encodes 278 amino acids. The transcript is spliced from 10 exons. Gene Ontology annotation, molecular function: zinc ion binding. NCBI's taxonomy places the organism in Eukaryota, Metazoa, Chordata, Actinopteri, Gadiformes, Gadidae. Gene Ontology annotation, biological process: proteasome-mediated ubiquitin-dependent protein catabolic process; protein targeting to ER.
GUGUGACCAGCAUCAAAAUAGUCAGCCGACUGGCUAGCUGUAUCAUUCUCAGGUUAGCCAACAACAAGCGAAAAAGUAAAGCCAGAGCAGCGACAGAUAUUAGCGUUAUACGUUAACUUUUACCUUAGAAUAAAAAAACACCUUUUCCGGAGUAACAGGGUAGCAGGACAGCGGGAUUCGAUCUUCCAAGGGUACAUCGAUUUUGUCUCAUUUGGCCACAUCAACUUAUCUAUACCAUGGAGCUUCCUCAUCUGGGCGAGCACUGUACAGAAAAUACCUGCAAGCGCUUAGAUUUUCUUCCGAUGAAAUGUGACGCCUGUGAGGACAUUUUCUGUAAAGACCACAUAACUUAUGCAAACCACAAAUGCACUUCGGCUUACAUGAAGGAUAUCCAGGUCCCUGUGUGUCCCUUGUGCAACAUUCCCAUUCCCAUCAAACGAGGAGAAAUGCCCGACAUCAGAGUCGGAGAACACAUCGAUCGGGACUGCAAGUCGGAUCCUGCUCAGCGAAAAAGAAAGAUCUUCACAAAUAAGUGUUCACGCGGGGGCUGUAAGCAGAAGGAGAUGAUCCGUGUGACGUGCGACCAGUGCCACCUCAACUACUGUCUUAAACACCGGCACCCGCUAGACCAUGACUGUAAAACAGACGGAAAGCCGUCCUCCAAAUCUGGGAAUGCUGCUUUAUCGAGGGCCCAAGGGGUCCCCUCCCACUCUGCCUCCGGCUCCAGCUCCUCCAGUCAGGGUCUCUCCAGGCCUGCCUCGUACAGUGCCAGCACAGCCUCCGCCCGGAGCAACAACAGUGGCAGUGCAUCCCGACGAAUUCCCACGUCAGUGUCCGCCCCUUCAGCACAGAAUGUAAUUCCAGCCUCGGCUUCCUUCCAGGCGGGCCUGACGGAGGAACAGGCCUUACAGAGGGCACUGGAGAUGUCCCUGGCCGAGUCGAGACCAGCACCUAGCCUCAGCCCCCAGGAGCAGGAGGAUCAGGCCCUGGCUCAGGCUCUGGCCGCCAGCCAAGAAGAAUUCCGGCGCCAGCAGCAGAGACAGCAGGUACCCCGAAAGCUUAGCCGCCGCUAGCAUGCUAACAGGAGCCCGCCUAGGUGAGAGAAACCAAAAACUCGACCUGCAGUCUAUCAUAAAGCUGGAUUCCUGCUGUCACCCUUGUCCUACACAUGACAAAAUGGGACACAGAGAUUCAGCAGAAGAGCGUUAUUGCUAUUCUUAACUGAUGACAGAAAUUCUUGAAAAUUGCCGAUAUUACCGCCUUCCAAUAUAAGCACAUACUGCACCAUCAGGAUAUGUCAUUUUUACAAAUGAGUUGCUCUGUACAUAUUUUAUAUGCUAAUCAUGUAACAAAAUAUCCACAAAUGAAGAAUAAAUUAUUUUAAAGAGUCACGUUUGGCUUGCUAUCUAAUCAUCUUUGGGUAUUUUAAUCCAUCCUUCUUACUUUCUUACUAUUCUUACUAAAUAGCCACACUGGGAAAGGGAGACAGUAUAUCAGACCUUGUGUGACCAUCCAUGAUAUCAUAUUUACGUUAGUUAUAUUUAUAAUGAAAUUACACCAAAAACAAGUGCAAGGAAGCUGUGGAUAAGAGUCACAAAAGAGUCUACAGAGGAAAAAAUACCACCGCUGACAAAUCGCUUGUGUUGGAGCACAUACCCGUUUUAUACACUAGAGGGCAGUAAAACAUUGAGUAAAGUACCUCAUCGCAAUGUCGUAUUUCUGACAAAAAAUAGGUCUACCGUAUAACACCUAGGCUGCUCAUAAUCGGGCAAAAUGUGGGCUUUUCCCUUCGCUCUGCUUUAAUUAUUCCACAAAUAUUAGCAACUAAAUCCGUGAAAGAAAAGUGUGUGGUUUGAUAAUACAUUGG